Molecule: messenger RNA, 2057 nt
Organism: Linepithema humile (Argentine ant)
Lineage: Eukaryota; Metazoa; Arthropoda; Insecta; Hymenoptera; Formicidae
Source: RefSeq, a predicted model, not a curated record
GGAUCACCGGUGUCGUUCGUGUUCCGGUCGACGUCAAAGUCCAUGUGAGAAUAGGCGAAGAGACCUGCAACAAAGAAAUUAAUAUGGCGCCGUGGUCACGUAAAUAAGGAAGUUCCAUAUAUCAAGUGCCGCAGCGUCUGGAGCAUCGGGGAAGGAAUGAUAAGUUGCAAGGUAAAGGGAAAUUCCGACGUAAGUGGACACCGCCCUCGCGCGUCAUGACUGGCGAUUUUCGCCGAGUAACAGGAUGGAGUGAUGUGGGUCAAAGAGUGACACCGCUGCCUAAGAACCGCAUGUUCUCAGCGCUUCGGGGCACGGAGAUGCCGUAGAUUAUCGUCGGCCAUUAUCGGGCGGCGCUUUUAUCGCGUGUUCCACGACGGUCACGUCGAUAAGAUAAAUUCGGAGUCGCGGAGCGAGUGUCUGCUGGCGUGCAGGUGAGAACGUAUGCGGCGCGACGGAGCUGCGGGGAAACGCAAAUCGGGAUCGUCGGGAAAUAGCCGGAAGGAGCCAUGCAGGCGGACGACAAGUGCACUCCGGAGGAGAAACAGCAAAGUGUCUCGUCGUCGGACAACUCGCGACUGAGCGUGCCGGACGGAUGGCCAUUCAGGAAAGCAAAGGAUUUGAUCGAUACCCAAAAGGAUGUGAAGCUUGAUCUCGAUAUCACGCUUGAUCUCGACCCGUUCGCCGAAGAAUAUAACAUGAACCAUAAGAGAAGAGGAGUAGCGCUCGUACUGAACCAUGUUAACUUCGACAGCAUGAGCGCGCGGAAAGGAUCCAUAAAGGACUCCCUGGAUCUUAAGGCAUCAUUAGGCAGACUCGGGUUUGACGUUCGGAUUUACACCGAUCCGACGGUGAAAACCAUAACUACGAUCUUGCAGACGACCGCUGCGGAGGACCACACGGAUGCCGACUGCCUGAUCGUGGUCGCAAUGUCACACGGCGAAUCGGGUCUAUUGCAUUCGACCGACAGCCUGUAUCCAGUCGAUAUGCUGUGGGUUCCCUUCACGGGCGAUCGAUGCACCAGCUUGGCCGGGAAACCAAAGUUGUUCUUCAUUCAGGCAUGCCGCGGGACGCGACUGGACAGAGGGGUGAGAAUUAUUCAUGAGACAGAUAGUAAGAGGACUACAUACAGCAUCCCCGCCUAUGCAGAUAUUAUGGUCGCGUACUCUACUUACGACGGUUUUUACUCGUGGCGCAACCCGGACGCGGGCUCCUGGUUCAUACAGGCGCUCUGCGAGGAGCUGGAUCUACACGGGCGCAGCCGCGAUCUACUCAGCCUAAUGACCUUCGUGAAUCGCCGCGUCGCCAUCGAGUAUCAAUCGUACGUACCAAAGAACGAGAGAUUCGACGCGAAGAAGCAGAUCCCGUCGAUAGUCUCGAUGCUGACCCGCCUCGUGCACUUCCCCGACAAUCGCGCACCGGACGAUAUCGACGACGGAUCGAAGGAAAAGGGAGCUGGAGUUCGCGAGAAAGUAACGUAAGAGUGGGAAAACGUGUUCGUCCCCGAACGAAUCCACGACGAUGGAUUUCUCGCCAAACAAAUUGAUCCGAGUCGUCGAGUUAUUUUGAUGCAUCGCAUUUUGGAGAAGCAAUUAUCGAAUGCAUUUGGAUUGUUGCGAUCGAGUCUUGCGUGUAAGAAGAUAUAAUAGAAAGAGAGAGAGAGUGUGUGUUAAUUAUUCAUUUUGAUAAAAAGUUUCGCAUCAUUUUCUACCUUUGAUAAUACAUACUUUGAAAAAUACUUCUAGAUUUAAUCAAAUACUCUUGAUUGAGAUUGUCUUUUUAAGAAUUCAAUACAAUAUUCUUUUAUUUGAACGAAAUGUGUGUGCUAAAGUGGUUACAGUUAAUAUUAAAUUACAAUGUAUUACAAAUUUAGAGAACAAUUGUAAAUUAGGUAAAAAAACUAUAGUAAAUUGCAGCAGAAACGGAUUGCAGGAUUAUCUGGAUAAUAUUUAUCCCCUCUCUCCAUUUGUCGCACAAAUGGAAUAAUAAAUAUAUUAUGGAAUAUAUGCUUGAUAAUGCUCGAUGAAGUGAAAUAAAUCGCCAGUGCGCAUUAGCCAAUA